Molecule: messenger RNA, 1815 nt
Organism: Anisakis simplex (herring worm)
Lineage: Eukaryota; Metazoa; Nematoda; Chromadorea; Rhabditida; Anisakidae
Source: the annotation of a GenBank genome assembly
AUGAAUGAUCAGGUGGAUUUCGUUCGCCACGAUUUAUGUUGGGUUCGAACAAGCAAAACGGCACGUUUCUAUCCGGCUCGAAUUGUGGUUGAGGAUGAUUUGAAUGAGCGACAGAUAUGGAGUGGGAAACCACCGCUCUACUCGGUGAUUUUCUUCGAUCGCGCAAACGUACAUGCUGGCUCUGCCUAUCACGUUCGGUCUGUGUCCAAUAUUAAAAGUUGGCAAGAGGGAAUGGAAAUGGGUUUCGCUACAAAAAUCUCCAAAGCCAUCGUCAAUCGCGCAGUUGCAUUUCAAGACUCCAUCAAAGCCAGACAACAAAUAUCGAAAAGCAGUAAAGAUGACGAACAUAAUUCAAGUGAAAGCGAUGCUUCAUCAUAUGAAUUCGAAUGGCCUUAUAAUAUUGCGCAUGAUGAUGGCGGUAGGAUUAAACAACAACCUCGGUCAUCCAAUUCACCCACAAAUGAUGAACGUUUAUCGAAAGUUAGUGGAUUCGAUGAUGCCUCUUCUUCGACCUCAUCCAAAAAACCGAUGAGUGAGAAAAUGUACGACUCGACGGAUAAAAAUGGAUUCCAGAUUGAAACCGAUUCGUCGGCGACUGUGGAAAUGCUAGAGGAGGAGUCGUUGGCAGCUGCACAAAACGGAAACCAUUGCCCAAAACCAGCGGAUCAUUUGGAAGAGAUUCAAGGAGACGGCUGUAAACAACAGUGUGUUGAAGCUAAGAACGGUGCGGCGACACCAUCAACAGAGGUGCGAAUGAUGCCACAGAAUAAUUUGACUGAUGCUGCGAAUAUCUAUCAGACUUUGAGAGUUGGCUGGAUCGGAGCAAACGAUGUUAGCGAAGAAGUUUUGAGGGUUUUGCUCAAGCAGAAAAACUUGUUUGUGACAGCUUCGUUAUGGGAUCAAAAUAAUGAAGAGUGUGAGCAACUUGUGAAGCGUCUUACGGUUUCUGAGGCAGAAGCAUCACAUGAUAUGGCCAACGAUGGUACUAACGAUCAUAUUGACGGCAAAGGGCCAGCAUCAACUGUUGAACAAAGUAGUUCGCUGGACUCGUUAUGCGCUUGUUCGGAUGUCAUUUUCUGUUGUUUGGAUCAAAAAACGUUGAUGCAUGAGGAGAAAGAUGAAAAUGGUGGUGUUGAAUUGCUGCUUGAUAAAGUGCUUACGGCUGCUGGCAAAGCAAAUAUUGGUGUUUUCUUGAUGACUUUCUUCAGCCGAGUACUUGCUAGAGCAGCUUCGCUGAUGUUAGAUGACUAUGCGAGAAACGUUUCCGUAGUAGGUGUAUCAAUAUGCGGUACUGUGGGUGAUGCAAAUACGGCGUUUCUGAGUGGUGAUUCGCAGCUUGCGAAUAAAUAUUUCGGCAUUAUGCGUUGUUUGGCGAAGAAAGUUAUUCUGAAAGGUGGUAAGCCGUCGAAAGCGAUGUUGUAUGGUGCCUUUUAUAACCGUUUCAUGAUGGGAUUGACAUUCGAAACGUUCGCUUGGCGAGCAUUUGCCGCUGAAUAUGGAGUUGACAACGAUCAGCUACGAGCUUUAAUCAGUGAGUCGAACUUACUCGGCGACUUCACCAACUUGAUUGUACCUGGUGUUUUGAAUGCUCACAACGAUAACGACCAUGAGAAAAGUCGAGACGCUAUGAAACAGGUCGUAACGUCAAACGCGCAAGCCAAAUGGCUGAUUUCGGCCGCCAUGGGCACUUACGCAUCUGCGAGCAACUCGCGAGCGAUGGUUCAAAGUGGUGUGAGUAUAUAUCAGGUUAUGGAAAGCUCAAAAGCGGACAAUUUUGCAAAGGCAUUUGACGAAUAUUUCAAUCGAAAAAUUUAA